Messenger RNA from Puccinia triticina, 2613 nucleotides. RefSeq lists its product as uncharacterized. The coding region runs from base 1 to 2613 and encodes 870 amino acids. The record is from RefSeq and is a predicted model, not a curated record. NCBI's taxonomy places the organism in Eukaryota, Fungi, Basidiomycota, Pucciniomycetes, Pucciniales, Pucciniaceae. The transcript has 6 exons. Gene Ontology annotation, molecular function: nucleic acid binding; zinc ion binding.
AUGAAGUCUUUUCUGGGACCUCAAAUAUCGACCACUGAUUACUUCAGGAAAAGAUUGAACCAAGCUCCCGCGGCCGCAGGACCCAGUCACGAUGGCCCUUCUUCUUUUUUCGGUCUCGACAAGGGCAAAGGCCGCGAUCUGUCUGAAGAACCACCAGAGGAGACCACUUUCCAACCCCGUAUCACUGGCCGAACCAUCGGCUCGUCAGCAGCUAAUUGGCGUCGUACGGAACCAGCUCCCCACCAGACAACUUUCGCCGGCAGUCAGUCCCCAGCGCCAGAAAACAGAGCGAGCGAACAUCAAACCGGUGUCCAGCUCGACCUUGCCAACCUAGUCAACGAGCUCCAUCUCCAACGCCAAUCUGAAGAGGCUAGACGACAAGAUGACCGCGCUCGCAAGGACGCCGAGGAGGCCCGAAUGCAGGCACGCUGGAGUCUUGACGAAGACUCGAAAAUCUCCUCCAUCAUAUCCGCGGCGGUCAAAGAUUUCGCUGCAGAAGAUUUACUCAAGCCCAAUGGGUCCAACAUCAGGCAAUGGGAACAAGCCCUUCGGACUACGGCGGCCAAACGCUUCCGCAAUGCUGAUUUCUUCACCCCGGGAGAAGACAAAGCCGUGAUUCCCUACCAUGAGAAAAUAGCGCUCGGUAUCAUCCAGUCCUUGGUACACAGUGAACUAUCCUUUGACUUACUGGAUUUUGAUAACUCAGCCGACGUUUUCGCCCAUCUGAUCUCAAAAUUUCGAAUCAUCAACCGCGCCAGAAAAUUGCAGGCGUGGGAGAAAUUGAAGAGCAUCUCUCUCUCUGAUUACAACAGCGCCGCAGAAGUACUCGCAGAAUUCGACCAAUGCGCUCGUACGUUCGUCGAGCAGGGCGUCGAUCUCACGUGGGACGCAAUCAGGAGUUUUGUACUUCAAGGCAACCUUUGCGACCAUCUCCGGUUGACUGUUGACCAGAAGGUUGACCUGUUCAUGGAGACCCACGACUCCAUGGCGCCAGGCCCCAUUGACAUUUUGCCUAGCCGGGCCGAGACUGGCGUUUCAGGAGACGUUUCAGGACCCGUCUCAGGAGCUAGUUCCGAAAGUCAAGACGCAGGCGACAUCUCUGCGAUGGCAAUCAACAAGACCCCUCGCUGCUACAUCUGCAAGAAGCUCGGUCACAUGUCGUCAAGUUGUCCAACGAGCAGGAAGAACAACUCUGAUGCUCGUCAGCCGUUGCAACAAGCGCCGGCAAACCCGAGUUUCCCCCCAUGCUCUGCAACCUACAAUUUCGACCGGUUGCCCUACAUCAAACCGAUCCAACCAGAUCACCGACCGACCGGGGCAUCACCAGCGCCAUACCGACCCCCCCACCUGUCUCAGCCCAAGACCGCCAAUCCCACCCACACCACCAAACAAGUCAACACGCGACAAAUCAAUGCCGACCUGUUCGCGGAAGAGGAGGACGAAGUUGAAUACGUCCUUGAAAAUGAGAAUCUGUACGCCCUAUUUGACUUCAAAACUCUAGAGCAGCCUAUUGCCGUCAAAGUGGCAACUGACACCGCAUGCGAUUUCAUCACAGGCACGGGUACUUUGAGAUUCUGCGCAAUGAACGGGGUGACGGUCGCUGUGAAGAAAGUCUAUUACUCUACACUAACCGGCGGGAAAUAUGCGCUUACCAUUCAAGACGUAUUCACCUCUUACAGUGAAGUUAAGGUACUGAAGACGAAGGCAGAGGCAGCUGGGGUCCUGAUGGAUACCAUCCUCCGUUGGGAGACACAAACCAACAUCAGGUUGAAAAUUCUGAGAUCAGACAACGGCGGUGAAUUUGAUUCUAAGAACGGCGCAGCAGAACACUACAACAGAACUGUUUCUGAUAUGGGCCGGAGCGUACUCUACGACAGCGAGUUGGGGCGCGAAUUUUGGGGUUACGCCUUCCUAUGGGCAGCGUGGACCAUCAACAGGAUCCCAAACCGCAUCACCAAGGACAAGACGCCGUACGAAUGUUUCUUUGGUGAGAAGCCACAGUUAGACAGGACUAGAGUUUUUGGCGCACGAGCAUACGUACUAGUUGCCCCUGAGAAGCGAAAGAAACUUGAGGACCGCGCAGUGGAAGGACUAGUCGUUGGACACCUCCCGGAAUCCAAAGGUUGGAAUUUUUGGUUGCCGGCGUCAAAGAAGCUAGUUUCCUCCGAAUGGGCUGAUUUUGGACGCAACACGCUUCCGCCUGCAAAAGCGCAAGAUUUGACUGAAGAACAUCCUCCAGCGUGCGAUCGUGUUCAAUCGACUGAGUCCAAACGUCUAGAACUGAAUGAUUUCACAGAAGAGCUCAAGGUGGCUUCACAGGAAGCUUUAGUGGAUGCGGCUCAGGAAAGCUGUACUGAUGAUUCCGGCAAUGUACCUACAACCUUUCGAGCAGCUAUGAGAUCCAAGGAUUCUGAACACUGGAAGAAAGCGAUUGAUACCGAGCUAGAGAACCUCCGACGUAAGAAUGUGUGGGAAAUACGCAAGUUACCUGCGAAGCACCGCAAACUUGGAGCCCGCUGGGUAUUUGCUAAGAAGAUCAAUAGUGACGGAUCUAUCAAAUACAAAGCGCGGCAGAAUCGUUCCUCUGGGGUCAAGCAGCAACCUCUCCAAUGA